AUAGUAGUAUAUCGGUUGACAUGGAGGCUAUUAUCAAGUCUUUUGGAAAAAUGUGCCAAGGCAUGGGCAAGACCAUUGAUCGAUGGGGAGUUUCCAUGCAGGGAAAGCUUGCGGUAACGGAAGAGCUUCUUCCCUCUUGUCGUGUCCUCAAGUACGGAAGUGCCACUCCUUGCGUUAAUCGCGCUGCAUACAUUGCCACAAGUGCCACCGUCUCUGGAGACGUUUCCUUGGGAUGUUGUUCUUCUGUUGGUUAUGGAUCGACUCUGCGAGCUGAUCUUGCUGGAAUUAAGGUUGGAAACAAUACGCAUAUUAAGGACAAUGUUGCCAUCCACAUCGAUUCCACGAUUCCUACCGUGAUUGGAGAUAGUGUUGUGAUCGGUAACGGCGCCAUCAUCCACGCCUGCACGAUCGACAACAAUUGUUUGAUUGGCGAAGGCGUCACCGUUCUCGACGGAGCUCACAUCUGCGAGGGUGCAGCGAUCGCCCCCGGCUCCGUGGUCACGCCUCGCAAGACGGUGGGCAGCGGGGAAGUCUGGGCUGGAAUUCCGGCUCGGAAGGUGCGCACGCUGUCGGCCGCCGAGAAGGAGGAGAUCCGCAAGAUGUGCGACGAUCUGACGGAGGUUGCGAACCUGCACGCGGAGGAGACGGCGAAGGACUACAAGCAGGUGAUCGUGGACGCGGCGGAUGCGGAGGACCGCGCGACUCGCGACAUUCACUACGCGUACAACCCGAACCCGAACGGAGUGAAUCCUCAUCGCCGAGGCCUGAUUUACGACCGCCUGCCGCCCGAAUUCGACGACCCCGAGGAGGUUCCGGCGGUGGUGCAUCGUCCGGACGCGAACGAGCUGAGAGAUCUGAAGUAUGAUGUGGUGCAGACGGACGAGGAGGAGUACGCGAAGCUGGCGCACCUUCCGGACUUCGAGGUGGACCCGAAGAGUAAAGUUUAAUGCAAUAUUCUGUUGAUUGUU
This is a messenger RNA of Blastocystis hominis, 968 nucleotides long. RefSeq lists its product as hypothetical. The transcript is spliced from 5 exons. Gene Ontology annotation, molecular function: transferase activity. The coding region runs from base 21 to 947 and encodes 308 amino acids. Lineage: Eukaryota; Bigyra; Opalinata; Blastocystidae. The record is from RefSeq and is a predicted model, not a curated record.